GUCCGGUUUAGAGAGGAAGUUUUCAUUCAGGAAUAAUUUCUAAAUGGUCAUGUGCUCUUAGAGCGCUCUUCAACUAUUUUAUCUUUGUCGGCGGCAUUCUCGUCUGUUUUUGAACAUGUUCUUCGACAUAUAGCGAAGUGUUCGUGUGUUCUAUAAUGCCGCAUGAUAAAACGCGCGCUGCGGGCGGUGUGACUCUGGACCGCAGGAGAGCUCUGACCAUCACAGCCAUGGGAAAACUGGACAGCUGUCGGAGUGCAGAUCCCUUUAAAAUCCCCAAGAGGAGAGUCUCUGGUGAAGGUGAUCGUGCAGAUGCAGAUGUGGCCAAAUGUGCGAGAAAGUAUCCCAAGAUCCACUGGUCACAGCUGGCUUCCAGUGGAGCAUCCUCUCAGCCAAAUCGUCAUCACAAUGGGAGCCAAACAGUAGAUCAUUAUCAAAAUGAUCUGUCUGAGUUGGACAUUAACAGUCGACAGGUGAAGGUGAUUUUGACAGAUGUCCUCCAGACCGAAGAAGGGAGAAGAUACUUGAGUAGUUGUGGCCGUGAUUCCAAAAAGAAGUGCCAAACUGAGCUUAAAAGAGGAGCCAGGGAGAGGCGGAGUGAUGGAAGAUUAUCAGCAGAGCGCAGGGAUAGGAGAUCUAGUCCAGUUCACAAUAAGCAAUUAAACUCCCCAUCCUCUAAAGGGACUGAAUCAGCAUCUACUGAGGAGAACGAUAUACCACAGCCUAAAGAAACCAAAUCUCCACUUCCCAAGAGACUCAGAAGAUUCAACAAUUCACUAAAACAAACAGAGCCCACCACUUCUGACGAGAAUGAAUCAUGUUCACUUGAUGGAACUGUCUUUGCACAUAUUCCAGUGCCCAAACAGAAAGAAUCUAGAUCUGACACUGAAGAGAAUGAAUCAUAUCCACUUGAGCAAAGUGACUCUGCAAAGUGUACAAGUGCCAGUCCACUUAAUUCGGAUGGAACCAACAUCCCUGAUGAUAAGCAGAUCUCUGAAUGCAUUGUCACAGACACUCGGAGACACACUUCACUGUCACUGUCAAGGCACUGCCAUAGAAUGGAGCACUCAGGAAGUGAAGUACAUUCCACCCAGCAUAACACCAGCAAAAGAAAAAUUCAAGAGAGUGCAAAGAAAAUAGAAGAAGAGGGAAAGAAUGAUCAGGAGAAGGUAGAAGCUGUGGCGAAUGGCGAGAUGAUAGAGGAGGGAGGGGCCAGAGGGAGCGUCCUACGUCUAUCUCUUGGGGCAGUUGGGGACCAGCUGGAAAUGACAUUGGCCGAUGGAGAGGUGCCACCCAAGCGCUGUGAGCCACAGAGCACAGACGCAGACUCCAGAAAGGUGUCUAAACUAAAUACACCUGAACCGAUUAUUCUUUCCAGUGAGGAUGAGGAUGAAGAGGAAAAAAGCAGGACAUCACACCUUCAGACACUAGAGGGAGUUAAGGAUCCACAGACAGUGCAGAGACUUGCAUUGACUGUGGAGAGAAAAAAGACUCCAGAUCCACACACUCAGGCCUCAGAGAUGCACAACCAGGCCUCCGGCUUUGUGGACCCUUCUUUGAGUGAUUCUCCAGUGAUUGAUCUUCAGUUCUCUGCUCUCUACAUGGAAGGGCUUAGUGCCUUGUCCAGUGGGCUUAUAAAGAUCGCACAUGAUAGAAUGACCAUUUCACUGAAAGACCCUUCAGGUACAGAGGUGAUAGCUUCCUUGGCAACAGCACAUGUGCGCAAGUACAGUGUUUGGGAAGGACUUAUGGUGCAAGACAGCGCACUGGUUAAACAAAACGAAACCCCACCCCCAUCUUUGCUCCUCCUGUGGCUGUCUGAAGCUCAGGCACGGCGCCUGUUCAUCGAACUGUCCGUCAUACAGCCGGGGUUACGCCCAGCUGAGGGCAGUGUGUGUGUGUUGCUGUGUGUUUCUGAGCCACUGAAGGGAAUAGAGGGUGCCCUGCUUGCUUCUAUAAUGGACAUUGUGGGUCUGAAACGUGGAACCACUGAUCUCCUUUCCCCGCUUACCCACUCGGAGAGCAUGAAACUCCUACAGAGUGGCCGAGACACGCAACUGCUACAGUUGCUGCGCCCCAGAACAGAUACACAUGCCUCCUCGCAUGAGUCUGUAAGUGCACCAGCAUCUGCAGGCACUACUACAACUCCGCUUACGGAACCAGAUGUCCAGGCAAACUCUGUCUACACGUUGUGUCACAGGAGAGCUCAAGGCUCUUAUAAUGUAUCUAUGGCAACUGGACCUGGACUAGAAUGGACCGCAUACAGGCACCGUGGUCCUGCACGCAGGUUGAUCCAGUUUCCUCCACCACCAUGCAAAGGAGCCAUUACUGUGACCACUGAGGACCUGGAGUGCUUGGAUAGUGGGGAGUUUCUCAAUGAUGUCAUCAUUGAUUUCUACCUCAAGUAUCUGUUGGUGCAGAAGGCCCCUCGUUCUUCAGCAAAGAGAUCUCAUGUUUUUAGCAGCUUCUUCUACAAGCAGCUCACCCGGCGUGACAAUGCUAAUGAAGACAGCACCAGCACACCAGCCCAGCUCAGAAGGCACCAGCGUGUGAGAACAUGGACACGUCAUGUGGACAUAUUUGAGAAAGACUUCCUGUUUGUGCCUGUCAAUCAAGAAGCUCAUUGGUAUCUAGUGGUAGUGUGUUUCCCUGGGAUGGAUGAACCCCAGUUGAUGGAGAGGGAAGGCCAGGACUCUGUGCAGGAAGGGACAGAGACCUCUAGUGACUCCAUGGUUGGGAGUGAGAAUCAAGAGGCUAGCAGGCACCACAGUGACGGAGAUAAAAGUUCAGACGAAAACAGUUCAAGAUGUAUUUCCACUCCUGGUCCACCAAACUGCACAGAAAAGACAUGUAAGCGCAAGACUGUCUGUAAGAGACCCUGCAUUCUCAUAAUGGACUCUUUGAAACUAUCUGUUCAUGAGCGCAUCUUCAAGCUCCUUCGCGAGUACUUGCAAGUGGAGUGGGAGGUUAAAAGAGGUGGGCAGCGUGACUUCAGUGCAGAGCGGAUGGUGGGCUCACACUGCCGAGUCCCCCUGCAGGACAACAGUAGUGACUGUGGCUUGUAUUUACUGCAGUAUGCAGAGAGCUUUUUACAGGAUCCUGUGGUACACUUUGAUCUUCCACUGAGGCUGGAGUGCUGGUUUCCACGACAACAGGUGCGUGAGAAACGGGAGGAAAUUCGGGACCUUGUGCUACACCUAUACCGAUUUCAGCAAGGCUCUCUGGGAAAUGAAGGCUCAGAGGACAAAAUUGAAAUAGGGAAUGUAGUUCAGUGACACAGUGCAUUCAGGAGCAUAUGCUUAUUUUAUCCAACUUUUAUUUAUCGCUUUUAUUUUGCUUGUUCCCUUGUUUUAGGCCUUUUAUAUGUUUUUAUGCUUUUUUACACAUGCAAAAACAUGAAUUUAGAACAUAAUAAAUUUUUGAGGCUUAACUGAAAA
This is a messenger RNA of Pygocentrus nattereri (red-bellied piranha), 3434 nucleotides long. It is a transcript of the gene senp7, whose product is annotated as SUMO specific peptidase 7. The transcript has 21 exons. Gene Ontology annotation, cellular component: cytoplasm; nucleus. Bases 156 to 3272 code for a protein of 1038 amino acids. The record is from RefSeq and is a predicted model, not a curated record. Gene Ontology annotation, molecular function: SUMO-specific endopeptidase activity. Gene Ontology annotation, biological process: protein desumoylation. NCBI's taxonomy places the organism in Eukaryota, Metazoa, Chordata, Actinopteri, Characiformes, Serrasalmidae.